AUGUUUUUGCUGGGUAUUUUUAUACAUAUUGUAUUUCUUUAUUCAAUUUUCGAUAUUUAUUUUAAAUCACCUAUUGUUAAAAAUGUAAGCCCUUACCACCCAACACAUGAACCCCUGACUGACAGACUUGUCUUAUUUGUGGUUGAUGGAUUAAGAGCGGAAUCAUUUCUUAACUAUACGACAAUGCCAUAUUUGAGGUCAGUUGCUAAUAAUCAGGGGCGAUGGGGGAUUUCAAAUACUAGAGUACCAACUGAGAGUAGGCCAGGCCAUGUAGCAAUAAUUGCUGGAUUCUAUGAAGAUCCCUCAGCUGUAGCUAAAGGCUGGAAAGAAAACCCAGUAGACUUCGAUUCUGUAUUUAAUCAAAGCUCUUAUACCUGGUGCUGGGGUACAUAUGAUAUUGUGGAUAUAUUUACAAAGGACCCCAAGCUAGAAGACCACAUUUUUGUUCAAAAGUUUGAUCCCUAUGACCAAACUUAUAGUUCUGAUAAAAAUACAACCCUUUUAGACAAGUGGGUGUUUCUUUCUGUGAAACAUUUCUUUACAAAUGCAAAACAUAAUGGGCAACUCAUGCAACAACUGCAUAGCAAUAAGAUAGUAUUUUUUCUGCAUUUAUUAGGUACUGAUACAGCUGGUCAUACACACAAACCAAAGACUCAAAACUUCUUGACUACUUUAAAACAUGUUGACGAAGGAAUUAAAGAUAUGGAAAAGUUAAUCAGAGAUUUCUAUAAUGAUGAUGGAAGGACCACAUUUCUUAUGACUGCUGAUCACGGAAUGACUGAUUGGGGUUCUCAUGGCACUGGAUAUGAGCAUGAGACUAAAACACCCUAUGUUCUCUGGGGAUCAGGAGUGGAGAAAAUUCAGGGUGAGAAGAAUAUAGAUCAAGAAACUAAUUCAAUGUUUUAUGAACAUAGAUUUGAUUUGAAUCAAGCUGAUUUGACACCACUAAUGGCUACAUUUCUCUCCAUUCCAGUUCCAGUUAAUUCUAUUGGUCAACUUAAACCAAAUCUGAUGAAUCUAACAUUAUCAAAUAAAGCUAAAGCAGUCUAUAGUAACAGUAGACAGCUCCUUUCACAAUACAAUCAAAAGAGGCUUGAUGUUGAAGCAAAUGCCUUGUCUAUCUUAUAUAAUCCUUACAAACCUCUGGAUGGACGAAAAGUUGAUGAGUUAUUACAUUUUACAGAAAUGCUUUUAAAAAAUGAAGAGUAUGAACAAUUGAUUAUAUUUAGUGAAGAGAUAAUGAACCUUAGUCUUUCGGGACUUAUUUAUUACCACAAUUAUUAUCAAACUCCAUUGUUGAUUACAAUAACAAUGUCCUUCCUGGGAUGGAUAACAUAUUUAUUGAGGAUUUUAAUGCAACAAUCAGUAUUUUCACAAAUUGAUGUUACAAAUAAGAAAUAUCAAGUGACAGCUAAUAUCUAUAAGACUGUAGAUAAGAGUAUUUUAGGAUUAUCAAUAUUUAUAACUAUAUUAUCCAGUAUUAUAAUUUAUGCACAAAGUUUACCGAUACAGUAUUAUAUAUACUUCAAUCUUCCAAUGUUUCUUUGGUAUCAUUCAUUAUCACCCAUAGAAUUGUGGAUAAGAACAUUUAAUAUGUUUAUUCAAAGGAGGCAUUUCUGGACCUUGAUUAUUGGUGUUCUAUGCUAUACAAUAGGAUCAAUUGCAAUAGGCUUUUCAUUUUCCUACAGAUGGGUUCUUAGCAUACCACUUUUGGGAAUAAGUUUAUGGCCAACAUUUUCCCGAUUCAAACAUAAUAUAAAACCAGUUCUAUACUUGUCGUGGCCUGCUGGAUGCUUAUUAUUGAGCAUUUUUUCAUUUAGUCCUGUUGUAGGAAAGGAUGUAUUUAUUGAACUAGUAUUUCUGGGAGGCUUUCUUUGGCUACUGGUACUUUUGUAUCACGUAUGGUAUAUUUUUAGCCCCCAUACUGAUAACGAACAUGGUAUACGAGAUGUGAUGCUUACUAUUGUUCAUAUGGUCUUACUGACUAUGGCACUACAGAUUAUAUACAUCCAAUCAAAAAGAUUUGCUCAUGGCGCUCCCAUUUCACAGGUUUUGCAAACAGUUUGUUGGUUUAUUGGUGCCCUUUUACCGAUAUUACCUCUGAUGUAUACAAGGAGAAUGAAUAAUCGUAUUCUUGGAAUUCAUUCGUCAACUAUAAUAUUUUAUUUACUAAUGUCUGUAGCGCAUGAAGGACUCUUUAUCGUUGCAUUAAUAUUUAAUAUCACUUGCUGGAUGUAUAUAGAGUUUAAAUUACUUGAUAUCGGCAAUAAAGAGAUUAUAGACUGCUAUUUUGAUUCAGAUGAAAAAAGAAAGCAGAAGCAUUUGACAUCGUUCGAAAGGAGUAUUAGCAGUGAUGAUUUUAGAAGAGCUUUCUUCUUCUUAUUAUAUAUUGUUUUGUCAUAUUUUGGCACAGGGAACAUAGACUCGUUAAAUUCAUAUGAAGUGAGAUGGGUUUUGUGCUUUACAACUUCGUUCAAACCAUUCCUAAUCACAGGUUUAAUAGUCAUGAAGACACUGUCGACACAGCUAAGUGUUGCUUGUUGUUUUAAAGCUAUACAAAACUUAACUAAGGCACCAAUUGGAUAUACACACAUUAUUGUGCUGAUAUACUCAAAUAUAAUGGGUUUGCUAUUAUUGUACUGUGUAACGAACACUGGAAGCUGGCUCGAAAUCGGUACAUCUAUAUCCCAAUUUGUCAUAGUACAAAUAUUAACAUUGAUAAUUGUACUUAUCAACCAGCUAGCAAAACUACUGACAUACGUCGAUAUUUUUCAAUUACUUAUAAAAUUAUUUAAAAAUAGAAAGAAAUAUGUUUAA
Molecule: messenger RNA, 2817 nt
Organism: Pieris macdunnoughi
Lineage: Eukaryota; Metazoa; Arthropoda; Insecta; Lepidoptera; Pieridae
Source: the annotation of a GenBank genome assembly